AUGUUCGCUUUAGGCACCCAACCCACGACCGCCAGCAACGUUGACAUGGUGGCUCUUGGCGUUGAGCCUACUCCUCCAGUGCAUUCUUUUGCUACUGUUCCACCCACUCCACCUGCUCUGGCUGCUACACUGUCUUGGACCUCCAAAUUGGAGGGACGGGACAGGGUCAUCAACCACUUUGGCAGCCUUCUGUGCCAUGUCAGAAACUCUGUGCGGGCUCUGGAGGAGGCCAUAAACAUCGCCAUCGACCACCCCAACCCCACUACCUAUCUAGACGACACCUCCCAUGUCGUCACCAAGCUCACCACCAUCAUCCGCGAGUUCCACAUUGAGCUGCCGGCUGACUCUGACAUCAACAACUUGGACCCUGGUAUGGCGGCUCUUCAAAUCCUCGACCACUUUUUCUGCCUCAACCCUGCCCUGGAUGAUGAGCUAGAGGGGGAGGAACAUGAACUGGAAUACCAGCACCCCCACCACGGUGAAGCCCUGUCCAUGAACAUCGACAUUCAGGCUGCCAUCACCAAAGCGGUGGAGGAUGGCAUCCACAUGGGCAACACGGCCAUCACCACGAGGCUCUCAGCUGUCAAAGUGCAGCUUGCACACAACUGGCUGCCUCUGCCACCUUCCCUGCCCAAGCCGCUUGGCCCACAGAAUCCACCGCCUCUGCCACCCCAUCACCAACAGACUGUCAGCUCCACCACCGUGACCAUAGCCCAGCCUAAUGCACCACCUCCUGGGGCCCCUACCAUGGCUCAGGUGGCUGCCAAGUCUCGAGAGAAGAGCUACGUGCUACUCAUCACCCCCGCAUAG
Molecule: messenger RNA, 810 nt
Organism: Laetiporus sulphureus 93-53
Lineage: Eukaryota; Fungi; Basidiomycota; Agaricomycetes; Polyporales; Laetiporaceae
Exons: 1
Coding region: 1-810 (269 amino acids)
Source: RefSeq, a predicted model, not a curated record